Adineta ricciae is the source of this 567-nucleotide messenger RNA. NCBI's taxonomy places the organism in Eukaryota, Metazoa, Rotifera, Eurotatoria, Adinetida, Adinetidae. The record is from the annotation of a GenBank genome assembly.
AUGCGUCCCAUCAAAGCUCGUGAACAACUCGCUAUCCCAGACGACGUUAAAGUGUCUGUAAAAAGCCGUGUUGUUCAAGUCAGCGGCAAACGUGGUAAACUCGUCCGAAGUUUUCGUCAUGCCCGUGUUGAUAUCUCUAUGCCAAAGAAGAAUUUGAUCGUUGUCGAAAAAUGGUUCGGUACCAACAAGGAAAAUGCCGUUGUCCGUACCAUUUGUUCGCAUAUUAACAAUAUGAUUAAAGGUGUUACCAAGGGAUAUUGUUAUAAAAUGCGUUCAGUAUAUGCUCACUUUCCCAUCAACACUGUCGUUACAGAAAACGGUCAAGCAGUUGAAAUUCGUAACUUUUUAGGUGAAAAGUUCGUUCGUCGUGUUAAAAUGCAACCUGGUGUUAAAAUCACAGCCAGUACUAAACAAAAAGAUGAACUUAUCUUAGAAGGCAACGACAUUGAACUCGUUUCACGAUCAGCUGCACUUAUUCAAAUGUCGACAUCUGUUAAAAACAAAGAUAUCCGUAAAUUUCUUGACGGUAUUUACGUGAGCGAGAAGGUGAGCGCCGAUGAAGCUUAA